AUGACGUCGUCAUCAGAGAACCCCGCGCCCCGGACGGCAUCGCCGUCGAACAGCUUCUAUGCCAUGAGCGACGACGAGGAGGGCGAUUACAACACUAUUACACAUACGGCGUCGGGUAGGGGAGUCAAGCUCCUCUACUCGAAGAGCAAGGCAACCCUCCAGGUCUACAUUCACCCCACCCCCUCCGCGAAAGAUAACAUCCCCGGCUACAUCGCCCUCCUCCAGCAGAAGCCUGUCCCCGAUGGCCGCCCUUCAUCCUCCUCCUCCUCCUCUUCUGCCAAAGCGAGAACGGCCGCCUCCCUCCUCCUCGCCUGGGUCCCUGAGCACUCACUCGGUGACUCUCGCGAGACCUACGUGAAGGUCGAUCUGGCAGAAGGCGAAUCUCCCCCGAAACAAUCCUACCUGGUCCCCCCUCCCCCCACCACAACCACGCACUCCGCCUCCCUCGGCCACUACGCCUUCGCCAUCCCCGUUUCCGCCGUGUACAGUCUGCUGGUCAGACCGCCGAGCCUUGGAUGGUGGUUCGGCAGCGUCAUCAUAAACAGCAGAGCCGGGGACUCGUUCCCGGCGCUGUUCUUCCACGAUAGCGAGUGCCAGAGCACGAUUCUGCAGAAGAAGAGGCAUGCGAGGGAGAACUUUGAUCCGUUUGGGGCGAACGGGGAGAUGUUCUGGGGUGGGGAUGAGGUCUUGAGGUGGCUGAGGCGGUAUGUGGAUAUUGAGCGGAGUGGCGCCGAGCCGAACAUCUACCUGGUUGAGCCGAGCUUGGAGGACAAAGAGGCAUUUGGUGGAAAGCCUGUUACAGCGGCGGCUGUGAUGCCGUCGGGCACUGGAGCGCAAGUCAAUGGGGCGGCGGGUACUGGGGUCGGAGCUUCGAGCUCAAGGAGUCCGAGGGAUGCGGCCAUGGAUCCCGUGACGAAAUUUGUAAAGGAGGCGGGAUGGAACUUGAUGGAGAAGUUCAGCAAGGUCACUACGUUUACGAGGCGCACGGCCGAUUCGGUGAUUGAGAAUCCGAAGAUGCCGCCGCAGAUGAGGAGACUGUUGAAGAAUCCGGAAGUCCAGACCCUGCAGGAGGAGUUCGACAGUGCGAGGAUCUAUCUGGCGCGGUGGGCGAUGGGGAUCGCAGAGCAGAGUGAGAAAGAUAGGAAUCAACGGAUCUGGACUGCACGGGAUGUGCUGGAGAUGGAGGAGACUGAUGUUGGGGACUUUGAGCUGCUGGAUACCGAGAUGGGAGCUUUGAGUAUGAAGGAGCAACGCAAGACUGUCACGCUCAACGAGUGGAACAGCUUCUUUGAUCAGAGAACUGGAAGAUUGUCUAUCACUGUUGAUGAAGUCAAGGAGAGGGUAUUCCAUGGUGGACUGGACCCUGAUGAUGGGGUCCGGAAAGAAGCCUGGCUCUUCCUUCUCGAAGUUUACGACUGGCACUCCUCGGCUGAAGAGCGGAAAGCAGAGCUUGCCCGACUUCGAGACGAGUACGUCAAGCUGAAAGGCGCUUGGUGGGACAGACUCAUAGAUCUUGGCGGAGAUGGGGAAGAUACACCACAUCCAGAUCCUUCAUCACCCUUUGCGGAUGUAGGGACGAACGUCCACUUGGAGCAGAUGAAAGACAUGCUCUUGACAUACAAUGAAUAUAACCGCGAUCUCGGCUACGUACAAGGCAUGUCCGACCUCCUCGCCCCGAUAUACGCAGUAAUGCAAGACGACGCCAUCGCUUUCUGGGGCUUCCAGCACUUCAUGGAUCGCAUGGAGCGGAACUUCCUGCGUGAUCAGAGCGGUAUGCGAAAGCAACUUCUCACACUCGACAACCUAGUCCAACUCAUGGACCCGAAACUCUACAUGCACCUUCAAAGUGCCGACUCCACCAACUUCUUCUUCUUCUUCCGGAUGCUGCUCGUCUGGUACAAGCGCGAGUUUCCCUGGUUAGACGUGCUGCACCUUUGGGAAGUGCUCUGGACGGAUUAUUUAAGCAGCGGUUUCCACCUCUUUAUCGCGUUGGCGAUCUUGGAGAAACAUCGCGAUGUCAUUAUGGGGCACCUCCAGCACUUUGACGAAGUGCUGAAAUAUGUCAACGAACUCUCCACGACCAUUGACCUAGAAUCUACCCUCAUCCGCGCCGAAGCUCUCUUCCGUCGCUUCCAGCGCACCGUCGAAUCCAUCGACCGAAAAUCAAACUUCCCAGCCCCGAAACUGCGCCAGCGGAUCACCAACCAGAAUGCAUCGCUAGGCGGCACGCAAUCGUCGCGUGCAUCCGCUUCUGCUAAUACGUCGAGUACCGACACGACGACGGCUGGGGGGACGAACAGUGGUAUACCGAGUUCCCCGGGCCCGAGCACGUCAAUCCCGGACGAUACCAUUGCAAAUACCAAGGGGAAGGCUAAAGGCAAGGGCAAGAGCAAGAGUGACGAUAAGAGUAGCGAGUUAGAGGAACAGCGACCGAAAGUCGUCAGUGCCGAGUUGAGAGGCCUUCUGAGUCGCAAGGUUGAAGUGCUGCCGAGGAAAGUAGUGAGGAAGGAGGGAGAGGGGCUGUCAAGCUUGACGAAGUAG
Drepanopeziza brunnea f. sp. 'multigermtubi' MB_m1 is the source of this 2541-nucleotide messenger RNA. NCBI's taxonomy places the organism in Eukaryota, Fungi, Ascomycota, Leotiomycetes, Helotiales, Drepanopezizaceae. The record is from RefSeq and is a predicted model, not a curated record.